Messenger RNA from Morchella importuna, 948 nucleotides. RefSeq lists its product as uncharacterized. Bases 1 to 948 code for a protein of 315 amino acids. The transcript has 2 exons. The record is from RefSeq and is a predicted model, not a curated record. NCBI's taxonomy places the organism in Eukaryota, Fungi, Ascomycota, Pezizomycetes, Pezizales, Morchellaceae.
AUGCGCUUCUCCCAGACCACCCUCCUCGCACUCGCCGUCGGCCUCGUCCAGGCCACCAUCUCCUUCAACAGCAGCCUCGAAUCCGACGACGACGAGAUGUACUGGAACGCCAUCAUCCGGCCCAGCGCGCCGCUGACCUCCGCCUGCACGGCCGCCUGGGCCGCCCCCAUCCCCUGCUCCGACUGGCUGCUCAAGUUCCAAGGCUCCAGCUCCCUCUCCGAGGCCGACGUCUUCAACCUCCCCGUGCUCUCCGAGCUGUGCGCGCCCGAGUGCAUCGCGGGGCUCGAGUCGUGGCGCGACGACCUGCGCGAUGCGUGUACCGACGAGGACGUCGCUGCCGCUAACACAGUCGACCUGACGCGGUCGACGGAUGCGGCGACAAAGUGGGAGGGGAGCGAGAGGGGUCAGUUCUUCCUCAGUAGCUUUUUGAACGAGAGUAUGUACAUGGUGGAGUAUCUCUACUAUGCCGGGUGUCUUAAGGACCUUCCCACAGACACAUUCUGCUACCUCCUCCCCUCCACCGACCCCUUCAUCGCAGGCCCCAGCGAGGACAUCACAAAUAUCACCGACCCCACCUCCGACGCCGCAAAGGCAUACUGCAACAGCAGCUGCACCACGCAGCAGAACCUGUGGAUGCUCGAUAUUGUCGGUCCCACCGUCGCCGAGGCCGACUUCUCGGACCAGGCCAACGCCACCACGCUCUGCCCCGGCCUCGACACAAGCAAGUAUCCGUUCCUUGCCGAGAUAGACGGCGGGAACAGUACUUCUGGCUCCGGUGGAAGUGGAAGCAGCAGUGGGAGUGGGAGUGGGAGUGGGAGUGGGAGUGGGAGUGCCAGCGGGAAUAGCACGGAGGAGGGCGCGGCGGUGAUGCUGAGGGGGGAAAGUGCGCUUGUGUGGGGCGUUGCGGCGGUGGUGGGCGCUGUGGCGGCGGGGUUUAGUGGGUUGUAG